AUGGACAACGAGUCGCAGUACUCGGGGUACUCCUACAAGUCGGGGCACUCGCGCAGCUCCCGCAAGCACAGAGACCGGCGGGACCGGCACCGCUCCAAAAGCCGGGACGGGAGCCGGGGGGACAAGUCGGUGACCAUCCAGGCCCCGGGGGAGCCCCUGCUGGAUAACGAGUCGACCAGAGGAGAUGAGAGGGACGACAACUGGGGCGAGACCACCACGGUGGUGACGGGCACCUCGGAGCACAGCAUCUCGCACGAUGACCUCACGCGCAUCACCAAGGACAUGGAGGACAGCGCCCGCCUGGACUGCUCCCGCCACGUGGGCGUCUCGCUGGGCGGGGCCCUGGCGCUGCUUUCCUUCCUCACCCCGCUGGCCUUCCUGCUGCUGCCCCAGCUGCUGUGGCGGGAGGAGCUGGAGCCCUGCGGCACGCCCUGCGAGGGGCUCUUCAUCUCCGUGGCCUUUAAACUUCUCAUCCUCCUGCUGGGCAGCUGGGCCCUCUUCUUCCGCCGCCCCAAGGCCUUCUUCCCCCGCGUCUUCGUCUUCCGGGCCCUGCUCAUGGUGCUCGUCUUCCUCCUCGUCGUCUCCUACUGGCUCUUCUACGGCGUGCGCAUCCUGGACUCGCGCGACCGCAACUACCAGGGCGUGGUGCAGUACGCCGUCUCCCUGGUGGACGCGCUGCUCUUCGUCCACUACCUGGCCGUGGUGCUGCUGGAGCUGCGCCAGCUCCAGCCCCAGUUCACGCUCAAGGUGGUGCGCUCCACCGACGGGGCCAGCCACUUCUACAACGUGGGCCACCUCAGUAUCCAGCGCGUGGCAGUGUGGAUCCUGGAGAAUUAUUACCACGAUUUCCCCGUCUACAACCCCGCCCUCCUCAACCUGCCAAAAUCCGUCCUGUCCAAGAAAAUGUCCGGGUUCAAGGUGUACUCGCUCGGCGAGGAAAACACGACGAACAACUCGACAGGCCAGUCUCGGGCCGUUAUCGCUGCGGCCGCCCGGAGGCGCGACAACAGCCACAACGAGUACUACUACGAGGAGGCCGAGCACGAGCGCAGGGUGCGGAAGCGCCGCGCCAGGCUGGUGGUGGCUGUGGAGGAAGCCUUCACCCACAUCAAGCGGCUGCAGGAGGAGGACCAGAAGAACCCGCGGGAGAUCAUGGACCCGCGAGAAGCUGCCCAGGCCAUCUUCGCCUCCAUGGCCCGGGCCAUGCAGAAGUACCUGCGCACCACCAAGCAGCAGCCCUACCACACCAUGGAGAGCAUUCUGCAGCACCUGCAGUUCUGCAUCACCCACGACAUGACUCCCAAGGCCUUCCUCGAGAGGUACCUGAGCGCUGGGCCCACCAUCCAGUACCACAAGGACCGCUGGCUGGCCAAGCAGUGGACGCUGGUCAGCGAGGAGCCGGUGACCAAUGGCCUGAAGGAUGGGGUAGUCUUCGUCCUCAAGCGCCAAGACUUCAGCCUGGUGGUGAGCACGAAGAAGAUCCCCUUCUUCAAGCUCUCAGAGGAGUUUGUGGACCCCAAGUCACAUAAGUUCGUCAUGAGGCUGCAGUCGGAGACCUCGGUGUGA
Molecule: messenger RNA, 1566 nt
Organism: Emys orbicularis (European pond turtle)
Lineage: Eukaryota; Metazoa; Chordata; Testudines; Emydidae
Gene: VANGL2
Product: VANGL planar cell polarity protein 2
Exons: 7
Coding region: 1-1566 (521 amino acids)
Biological process (GO): Wnt signaling pathway, planar cell polarity pathway; multicellular organism development; establishment of planar polarity
Cellular component (GO): plasma membrane
Source: RefSeq, a predicted model, not a curated record